GCCACAAUCCUGAGCGAACGCACAGAGAGAGAGAAAAAAAAGAAUUGCUCCAAUCCAGAAGCCGGAAAGAGCAGAAGAAUCCGGAGGCAGCUCCAGGAUUGUGGGCGAUGCUGCGCGCGGGAGGCAGGCGGCUCCUCGCCCCGGGGCUCCGGCGGCUCGGCUUUGGCGCCGCCGGCGAGGCGGGCCCGGCCGCGGCGGCGGCCGGGGUUAGGGCGUACCACGAGAGGGUGGUGGACCACUACAACAACCCGCGGAACGUCGGGUCGUUCGACAAGGACGACCCCAACGUCGGCACCGGGCUCGUCGGCGCGCCGGCCUGCGGCGACGUCAUGAAGAUGCAGAUCCGCGUCGACGAGGACUCUGGCAAGAUCGUCGACGCCUGCUUCAAGACCUUCGGCUGCGGCUCCGCCAUAGCGUCGUCAUCCGUUGCUACUGAAUGGGUGAAGGGAAAACCAAUGGAUGAAGUUUUGACUAUCAAGAACACUGAGAUUGCAAAGCACUUGUCGCUUCCACCAGUAAAGCUCCACUGCAGCAUGCUUGCGGAGGAUGCGAUUAAGGCUGCUGUGAAAGACUAUGAAGCCAAGAAGGCAAAGAUGGGGCAAAAGGGCGAAGACAGCCCUUCCGAGAAGGCUGCUGAAGCAUGAACGUGAAGUUUCUGCCGUGAAGACACGGAACUGAUAUAUUUCAAUUCCCGAAUCCCCUGUUGUGCAUCUCCAAAGAUAAAUGCUACUGUCCGUAAGGUGGGGAUUGCGUGCAAUGUUCACAAACUCUGGUACUGCAGCAUGUAUCAUAAGUCGAGGAUGGAGACGAACAAUUUCAAAUAAAACUGCUGCCAUCUUAGAAAAGAGUAUGUUCAUGUACAAGAGCUGUGUCUGGAAGUGUUGUUUGGCCGCACGUUACUUAUGUACAAGUAGUCAUGUUUUGGGGGUGCAGAAUGCUACUACGUAAUUGCGUAAUGUUCUCUUUACUUCUGGGACAGCUACCGUUUGAUCAAUUCGAGUCUUUGUUCAACUA
This is a messenger RNA of Panicum hallii, 1014 nucleotides long. Its product is annotated as iron-sulfur cluster assembly protein 1-like. Gene Ontology annotation, cellular component: mitochondrial matrix; cytoplasm. Gene Ontology annotation, biological process: intracellular iron ion homeostasis; iron-sulfur cluster assembly. The coding region runs from base 108 to 644 and encodes 178 amino acids. The record is from RefSeq and is a predicted model, not a curated record. Gene Ontology annotation, molecular function: 2 iron, 2 sulfur cluster binding; ferrous iron binding. NCBI's taxonomy places the organism in Eukaryota, Viridiplantae, Streptophyta, Magnoliopsida, Poales, Poaceae. The transcript is spliced from 3 exons.